AUGUGGGGUUCUUCAGAGUCAGCUGUCCAGCGACCAAAUGGCAUUAAUAAUAGUGGUCAGGGUGGUGGGGGCAAUCAAUCCAACAAAUAUCAGGGCAAGAAUGUUGUUUGUGUCGGUGAAGAACUAAAAAUUGCUGUUAAUUUAGCUCUUGAAAGAUUUAGACUUUCUGAAGACAUGCAAGAAUUUGAUUUUCCUUCAUCUUUGAAAUCCAAUGAGAGAGCCUAUGUACAUAAUUUGUGUGUUAAAUAUGGUUUCAAAUCAAGAAGCAAAGGCAAAAAGUCAAAUCGCAUUCUGACCGUGAUGAAGAAGGAUUUGAAUUCUCAGUCGUGCGUUCUCACAAAUGUUGAUCUUGUAAGGAACUCUCGUAAUCAGAUUCAAAAUUUACUCCAAAAACAUCCAUUGACUGUUAAAGAAAGGCAGGAACUUCAACAAAGAAAUGAGAGAAAUCAAAUGAAUGAAAGUAUGAUGAAAGAGAUAGCAAAGACGACAACAGGUAGAUUGAACAAUGGAAUGCCUCAAGUACCACCACCCAAAUCAACAUCUCCAGAGUUUCUGGCUUUUCAAGAUAGCCUGCCUGUCUCCAAGAUGAAGGACGUUAUUGUGAAGACCAUCAAUGAAAACAAAGUCAUCCUAAUCUCUGGCGAAACUGGUUCUGGCAAAACAACACAAAUUCCUCAACUGAUACUGAAUGAUUGUCAUGCGAACAACAAGGCAUGUAGAAUCUUCUGCACCCAGCCACGCAGAUUAUCAGCACUGACCAUUGCAGAGCGUGUAGCAGCUGAAAGGGGUGAGAAAAUUGGCCAUACUGUUGGCUACCAGAUCAGAUUGGAGAGCAGAGUAUCUCCAAAGACGAUUCUAACUUUUUGUACGAACGGUGUUCUGUUGAGAACGUUGAUGGCAGGUAGUCAGACCAUAUCAGACGUCACUCAUAUUCUCGUGGAUGAAGUACACGAGCGAGAUAGGUUCUGCGACUUUCUGCUGACCGUCUUGAAGGAUUUGCUACCUCGCAUGAAGCAUUUGAAGCUAGUACUGAUGAGUGCAAACAUCAACACGCAGCUCUUCUCAACGUACUUCACUGGAUGUCCCAUCUUGCAAUUAGCAGGUCGAAUGUUUGAUGUCCAGGAGCUCUUCCUCGAAGACAUCCUCAAAUGGACAAAUUAUACAAACAAGGAGAUGGAGAAGAGGCAGCAAUCCUUUAAGUUUUCAUGCAACAACAACAGCAGCAGCAGUAGUAGCAGCCACAACAACAACAACAACAAUGACAUCUACCCUUCUUUUGAUUACCAGAAUCCAUACUUAAACAACAACAGCAAUAAUAAUCUUAAUAAAAAUAAUUCUUCUAACAACUUGUACACUGGGACAGAAAGGGAGGAGCUGGAGCCGUGGCUGGUGAAAGAAUGGGAUGAUCUGCUGGCUGAGAUUUGGCUGAACGUCAAAGAAGAGAUAUUCUCACAAAUAUUUCAUCUCAUACUCAAUGAAAAUGUCAAUGUUGACCACAGGCAUUCCGAGAUGAGUGUCACCCCGUUGAUGGUGGCAGCAGGUCGAGGCUUCAUCAGCGUGGUUGAGAAGUUGUUGAACAUGGGGGCGAACGUGCACGUCAGGUCCAGCAAUGACUGGAGGGCCAUCGACUGGGCGCAGAAGUUUGACCAGGCUGAGGUCGUUGAACUCAUUGAAGCUCACAUCGCUACUCUGGAGAACAGUGAGGAUGACGAUGCAAACCUUCUGAAAUUUUCUGACAGUCUGACGAAGGAGGAUAAGGAACUGCUCAGUUUGUAUCACAGCAGCUUCGAUGAUGACAAGGUUGAUGUCGACCUCAUCAUCUGCCUGCUACAAAAAAUACAUUCCUUGCAACAACCUGCCAUCCUUGUCUUCCUGCCCGGUUACGAUGAGAUAAUGACGUUGAGGGAGAGGAUAGUUGAGAACAGAUGCUUUGCAGAGAAUGCUCGGUACAUUCUGUACACCCUGCAUUCACAAAUGCAGUCGUCAGAUCAGAAGAACAUAUUCAAGGUUCCUGAAAGUGGGACCAGGAAAAUAAUCUUGUCGACAAACAUUGCCGAGACGAGCAUCACCAUUAACGAUGUCGUCUUUGUUAUCGACUCUGGGAAAGUGAAGAUGAAGUCUUAUGACGCUCUCACAUCAGUUUCCAUGCUUAAGACCCAGUGGAUCUCGAAGAGCAGUGUCUCACAAAGAAGUGGAAGAGCAGGCAGGUGCAGACCAGGUGUGGCCUACCACCUAUUCAGCAGUGUCAGGUACCAACACAUGCAGGAGUACCCACUUCCUGAACUCGUCUGCUAUCCACUCCAGGAAUUAUGCCUACACACGAAAUUGUUGGCCUCACCCAACUGCAAAAUAGCAGACUUUCUUUCCAAGGCUCCCGAACCUCCAGCAUUCCUCAUCACGAAGAAUGCCGUUCACUUGCUCAAGCAAAUAGAUGCUCUGGACCCAUUUGAAGACCUGACUGAACUGGGCCACCAUCUAGCUGACCUGCCCAUCGAACCGAAGUAUGGAAAGAUGAUUCUCUACAGCGUCGUUCUCAAAUGCCUUGAUCCCAUCCUCACCAUUGCCUGCUCCCUCGCUUACAAGGAUCCAUUUCUCCUGCCGUCACUGCCCCACCAGAAGAGGGCAGCUGCCAUGUCGAGGAGGAGGUUUGCAGCAGGAACAUGCAGUGACCACAUGGCUCUGCUGAGGGCGUUUCAAAGUUGGCAGAAAGCUCGAUCAGAGGGGUGGGAGAAAUCGUUUUGUAACAAAAACUUCUUGUCCUCAUCUACAAUGGAGAUGAUUGUAUCUAUGAGGUUAACUCAGCUGUUGGGUCAGUUGAGGGCAGCUGGUUUCGUGAGGGCUCGUGGCGGAGGGGACAUCAGGGAUCUCAACUCGAAUUCUGAAAACUGGUCGGUGGUGAAGGCUGCCUUGUGUGCUGGCAUGUACCCCAAUCUCAUCAAGGUCAACAAGGAGAGGUCACACCUCAUCACCAACAAGGAAAGCAAGAUACGCUUCCACAGUUCCUCAGUCCUUGGACCGGCACCCAAUGAAGUUGGUUCCAACAUGCACAAUGUUGCUGUUAGCCGUCUGCCCACUGAUUGGCUGGCCUUUGAGGAGAUGACUCGCAUGCAUCGUACUCUGCAGGUAAAAUCAUGCACUGCCAUCUCUCCAAUAACUGUAGCCCUAUUUGCAGGGCCUGCCAAGUUGCCCUCAUCGCAGCAACAACAGCCUCAACAAAUACCAGCAGACUCAUGGCAUAGUGAUAGCGAGCAAGAAGACAUCAAAGAUGACAACCAACCAAAAAGUUACCUGGCUCUCGAUGAUUGGAUCAAGUUUUCAUUUGAGCCUGGCAACUCCACGUUGAUUGUUCAACUGCGCCUCAAGUGGCACUCCCUAUUCAUGCGUCGAAUGAAGGCUCCCACCAAACUCUGGUCUCCCUUCGAUGAGACGACAAUAAAAACCAUUGUGAAUGUGCUGACCAAUGAAGAACAUGCACUGGGUCUGCAGCAACCUGCAGGCAUUGGCCAACGACCGAGACCCAUGUGCAGCGAGACGAGUGUCAUGAGUGGGGGUUCCAAGGAGUUGUCCUCAUCUUCAUCCUCGUUGUCGUCAUUACCGGGAGCUGCUGAGUUGAGCAACAAUCAGGAUGGUUCAAGUUCUGCUGCAAAGAAUUGUUGGUACUUUUCAAAUGUUUUACAUUAA
Messenger RNA from Helobdella robusta, 3681 nucleotides. RefSeq lists its product as hypothetical. The coding region runs from base 1 to 3681 and encodes 1226 amino acids. The transcript has 26 exons. The record is from RefSeq and is a predicted model, not a curated record. NCBI's taxonomy places the organism in Eukaryota, Metazoa, Annelida, Clitellata, Rhynchobdellida, Glossiphoniidae. Gene Ontology annotation, molecular function: protein binding; RNA binding; ATP binding. Gene Ontology annotation, cellular component: intracellular anatomical structure.